CAAAACAGUUUGUAUUUGCAGCAAUGUUCUGUUCUGUAGUAAAAGUUAAAACCACCAAGAUCUGAGCUUUCCGCCAUGAAUUUCUUCACCUCCGUCUUCUCCGACGAUCCAGAUCCUCCAGAAACCGAAUCGGAGUCCGAGGAUACAGAGCAAUCUAAUCCUAACGACGACGACGGCGACGGGGGAUGGAGCUUCGGUGGUCUGAUGAAAACCAUAGCCGACAGAUCCGAAUCCGUGAUCGAGACAUACCGUCGAGAUCUAGAAGAGUUCGGUACAGGUCUAAAGAAAGAGAUCGAAGUCGCGCAGGGAUCGCUCGGCACCGUGGGACACGCCAUCGACGAGCUCGGCAACACGGUGAUAAAAGGCACGGCUGAGAUCAUCGCUCAGGGUAAGGAAGCGAUCCUAGCCGCUGGUGAUAACGAAUCUGAUUCUUCUGAUAACAAUAAUAGCAGUAGUAAUCGUCGUGAUAGCUUUAGCUCGAAACCGUAUAGUCGUUUCGAUGCUCAGGUUCGCGCCGUUCAAGGGGAUGUGAGUACUUAUAGCGAAGAGCCUGAUGAGGAUUCGGAUGAGUAUAGGAAGUGGGAAGCUGAGUUUCCGAUUGGAGAUAGGAGCGAGGAGAUGGAGAUGUUGUUGGAGGGGAAUGGAGAGAUGAGAGGAGUGUAUAAGAGGGUUGUUCCUAGUGUGGUUGAUCACGAGACGUUUUGGUUUAGGUAUUUUUAUAAGGUUUAUAAGCUUAAGCAAGCUGAGGACUUGAGGGCUAAUCUUGUGAAACGAGCAGCUUUGGAUGAUGAGGAAGAGUUGAGCUGGGAUAUUGAUGAUGAAGAGGAGACUGCUAGUGAGAAAGUUGAUGAAGUUGCCAAAGAUGUUUCAAGAUUGAAACUUGAGGGGAAUGAUAGUGGAGACGUUAGCGAAACUGUGAAGGAUUCAGUGACUGAUAAGAGCGUUAAAGAUGAUGUGACAAGUGCAGAUUCAGUGUCUGAAGUGAGCAAUGUUGGUUUGAACACAGACACACGUUCUGAGGAGAAGAAGGAAACUGGUAGUGAGAAAGUUCCAGAAUCAAUAAUAGUAGCUGAUGCUGCUCCUCCUCCUCCUCCUGCAUCUGAUGAGUCUCCAACUCAAGAUUCGGGCAAGAAACAGGAAGCUGUUCCAGAAUCUGGUGAGAGUGCUCCAUCCCAAGAAGACUCAGACAAAACAGAUGGCGCUGCUUCUUCAUUAGCUCAAGGCUCAGGUAAGCCAGAUGGUGCUGCUUCUUCAACAACUCAAGAAGAGGAUUUGGGAUGGGAUGAGAUAGAGGAUAUGAGUAGCAUCGAUGGUAAGGAAGCGAGUAGAACUUCUGGUGGUAGUCCAAACAGAGCUGAGCUGCGUAAACGUCUGAGUGCUGCAGAGGAAGAUGAGGACUUAAGCUGGGACAUUGAAGAUGACGACGAAGAAUCAUCAUCAAAAGCUUAAUCUAGUAUCAUAAUGGUGGUGUUUUUUUUGUAAGUUUCUGGUAAUUUGCUUUCAUUCUUCUGUUGUUAUCUCUUUAACGUUCUGUUAAAAUUUGAUAUAUGCGAACAUUUGAUUUGAAUCCAAAUUUCACAUUCAAUGAAA
Molecule: messenger RNA, 1590 nt
Organism: Raphanus sativus (radish)
Lineage: Eukaryota; Viridiplantae; Streptophyta; Magnoliopsida; Brassicales; Brassicaceae
Exons: 1
Coding region: 76-1449 (457 amino acids)
Cellular component (GO): cytoplasm
Source: RefSeq, a predicted model, not a curated record